UUUUCCUGCGCCGCCAUCUUGGAAGUGGCGGUGGGACUGAGCGAGCCCGCGAGCUGCGGGGGGGGCGGUCCCGGGACCAUGGCAGCCGCCGCCAACCCGGAAAUGGCAUCGGAUGUUCCCUCUUUGAGUGCAGCAGUUGCUUCUGGGAACCCUGGACCCGGUACACAGGCUGGAGUAGCCAUUGUCCAGAGGACAAACAAGAGACGACCAGGGCUUGAUUUUGAUGAUGAUGAUGAUGAUGAAGAAGAAGGGAGCAAAUUCCUCAGAUGUGAUGAUGAUCAGAUCCCAAAUGAUAAAGAGAGAUUUGCCAGGUCUGAUGAUGAGCAGAGUUCAGCGGAUAAGGAAAGACUUGCCAGGGAGAAUCACAGCGAGAUAGAGCGCAGGCGUCGGAACAAGAUGACCGCCUACAUCACGGAGCUGUCAGACAUGGUGCCCACCUGCAGCGCCCUGGCUCGCAAGCCUGACAAGCUGACUAUCUUGCGUAUGGCUGUGUCUCACAUGAAGUCUUUGCGGGGCACUGGCAACACUUCCACUGAUGGCACCUACAAACCCUCCUUUCUCACUGAUCAGGAACUCAAACACUUGAUUCUAGAAGCAGCCGAUGGCUUUCUGUUCAUAGUGUCUUGUGAGACCGGAAGGGUGGUAUAUGUCUCGGACUCCGUGACUCCCGUCCUGAACCAGCCGCAGUCCGAAUGGUUUAGCAGCACUCUGUACGACCAGGUGCAUCCUGACGAUGUGGACAAACUGAGGGAGCAGCUCUCCACCUCGGAGAAUGCUCUGACAGGCCGAAUCCUUGAUCUAAAGACUGGGACAGUCAAGAAAGAAGGCCAGCAAUCCAUGAGAAUGUGCAUGGGCUCAAGGAGAUCCUUCAUAUGUCGAAUGAGGUGUGGCAACAGCUCAGUGGAUCCAGCCUCCAUGAAUAGACUGAGCUUUGUGAGGAGCCGAUGCAGGAGUGGCUUGGGUGCAGUGAAAGAUGGGGAUCCCCAUUACGUGGUGGUGCACUGCACAGGGUAUAUAAAAGCCUGGCCCCCAGCAGGUGUCUCAUUGCCAGACGAUGACCCGGAUGCUGGCCAGGGGAGCAAAUUUUGCCUUGUGGCCAUUGGCAGACUACAGGUCACUAGCUCACCCAACUGCACAGACCUGAACAGCAUUUGUCAGCCAACUGAGUUCAUCUCCCGACACAACACCGAAAGCAUUUUCACCUUCGUAGAUCACCGCUGCGUGGCUACAGUUGGCUACCAGCCACAGGAACUCUUGGGGAAAGAUAUUGUGGAAUUCUGCCACCCAGAAGACCAGCAGCUUUUGCGAGACAGCUUUCAGCAGGUGGUGAAGUUAAAAGGCCAGGUUCUGUCAGUCAUGUUCCGAUUCCGGUCCAAAAACCGUGAAUGGCUCUGGAUGAGAACCAGCUCCUUUUCCUUCCAGAACCCCUACUCAGAUGAGAUUGAGUACAUCAUCUGUACCAACACCAACGUUAAGAACUCAAGCCAAGAGUCUCGGCCUGCUGUGUCUAACUCGAUGCAGCGGCCACAGCAAGGACAGAAUGUCAGCCUCCCCCUGGACAUGGGCACAGCUCAGCUGGCGUCAAGGCAGCAGCAGCCACAACAGACUGCGUUGGAAGUGGUCCCAGGAAGAGAGAGUCUGUCCGGUUAUGACCACUCACAGGUUGCUGUCCAGCCUGUGACUGCUGCUGGCCCAGAACGCAGCAAACCACUGGAGAAAACGGAGGCUCUGUUUAGUCAGGAGAGGGACCCACGGUUCAGUGAAAUCUACUCCGGCAUCAAUACAGAUCCGAGCAAAGCCCUUCCUGCCAGCGCAGUGCCGGCCAAUCAGCCGCUCUUCCCCCAGGGAAACACUUUCACUCCUGCGCGGCCCACCGAAACUUUCAGGAGCAGUAGCAUGGUACCCCCUGUCAUCAACAUCCAGCAGCAGCCUGCUUCAGCAGGCCAGAUUUUAGCACAGAUUUCUCGCCACUCCAAUACCACUCCAGUCACUGCAACCAACUGGGUGUCGGCGACACGACCGUCGUUCACGGCACAGCAAGUGGCUUCCCAGACCGCAAAGACUCGAUCCCCUUCAUUUGGAAUAGGGAGUUUCCAAGGCACCCCUUCCUCUUUCAGCCCAAUGUCAGCACCUGGUUCCACAGCUUCCCCGGGCGGGGCUGCUUAUCCACCCCUCGCCAACCGCGGCACAGGCUUCGCCACUGAAACCAGGCAGACCCCAGCCCAGUUCCAGACACGGACAGCGGAAGGAGUUGGCAUGUGGCCUCAGUGGCCAGGACAACACCACGGGCGGAGCUCUGGGGAGCAGCAGCACGUCCAGCAGCAGCCGAGCCAGCCUGAGGUCUUCCCAGACAUGCUGUCAAUGCUGGGAGACCAGGGAACCAACUACAGCAGUGAAGAAUUCCCAGACUUAAAUAUGUUCCCUGCCUUUUCAGAAUAAAAUUAAAAAACAAAACCAAAAAAAAAGCCCUUAUAUAAAUAUCUACGUGCAAAGGAAAAAGCACCUAAGUCUUUUUUCUCAGACCCUUGAACUUUCUAAACACUUCCUACUUCCUGGAGGUGGAAAUUUCCAACCAAGAAUCCAGAAUGGACAGCUUGUCCCGAAGGAGGAGGCGGGGUCUCUGCAAUGCUGCCAGCCCUGCGUGGAAGAUGCGUGGGAUUGUUCAUCAGGCGGCGUCAGGACUCAUGAAGCAUUGGCGAGUGCAGGAGGGAGACUCCCACAGACUGCGGGAUGCCUGCAAGAGGCUUACUCUGUGCACUGGGUUGGGAGGAGAGACUCCUGGCUCCUUCAGAAAACACCUCCCAAAGUUCAUGAGGUGUUUUUUUUAAAAGUUUCAGUCUUCGAUACCGUGACUUUUUUAAAGACUUAUUGUAACUGCUUAAACAUUGGAACCUUUUUCUCAAAUGUUACCCUAGGAUCGAGUUAUAAAGGGUUAACACACGCUGGGGAUUACAAAUCCUUCUUGGUUUACCCAGCCUUUCUCAUUGGGACUGCAGGUCACCUCAGCAAGGAAGCUUUUGUGUCAUCUCUCUGGAGAGGAAAGAAUAGGGUUAUUACAGGCUCCCCGGCUUGUGAUCGGGGUGUGUUUGAGGAGCUUCCAUGUUCAGGGGAGCUUAGCUUUGGAAGAACGUGUUUGUUUGAAAUCCCAUCUCUCUUCCAUAAACAGUGCAAUUAAUAUGGGUAUUUUAGUUAGCAUGACCUAUAAACUUGGGGAUUUUUCAUUCACUUAAAGAUGGGAAAAUAAUGAGCCAUAAAGUGUUAAAUAAUCAUAUGUAGCUUUGCUUUCUAGAUGCACCAGUCCACAAGUGAUGGCUUCAGUGCUGCCAUAAGCCAGUGUUAAACGGGUUUCCAGUGAGUGUAUCUAUUAAGACUAACGUGGCACCUUUAGUGCAACGUUACCAUUUUUAUCUCCUUUCCCACAAUCUCCAUUUCUGAGUUGUAGGCUCAGCUCCUGUUGGAAACAGAGUCUUCUGCCUCUCUCGCUUCUGGGUAAGGGAAUCUGGUAAAUAGCCAAGAGUUGUGCUCUUCACUCAGCUAUCAGAGUGGCAAUCUCCAGUCUGAUGUUCACUGAUCCCUUGAAGAACUUCUUACUGCCAGGUGCUGAUCUAUUGCCAAAAUACAGAAUGGAGGAGAGCGAGACAAGUAUUUAAUUUGAAGAUUCAAGCCUUGUGUUCACGUUUUCUGGCACCUUCCCUGGAAAAACUUGUGGCAAACUUCACGCUCCCUCCUGGCCCUGUUUUCCAAAAAAUGAUGGUGAAACCGUGCCCAUGGCAAGAAUUUGCUGCUUCCAUUCAGUAAGUAGAUCUGUCUGCUGUUGUGUUCAACACUUGGAAACUAACUCUCCAAUGCUUUGGUGGACAAACAGAAUCUUUCCUGAAAAGGGAAAUCUGUUUUUCUUCAGGAUUAAAUCUGUUGGAAGCUGGUCUUGUUCCUUUAAAGCAUGCACACUGCUCCAGUUAAGUGAGAUUAGGGAUACUGACCACCUGGAAUGCCCUGGGGUGACCAUCCUUCAGCCAGUAAGGUCAGAGCUAGACAAAUAAUGGAAUUUCCACUGGUUGGCAAUUUUGCAAAAGUAAAGAAGAAAUUUGGCUGGGUCAAAUUUAUCAUUUCAUUUUGAUGGUGAGCAAUUUCAAGCUUCUGAGUUUAAAAAAAAAAUCAAAGGAAAUUUUGAAACUAAGUUCUUUGGAACUAAUAUUUCAACCUUUUAAAUAAAAUGAAAUAAGACAUUGAAUUUUUUUUAUAAACAAAACAGAGAACUGAAUGCAAAUUCCAAGUGUUUCAUUGGUGCAGAAUAUGCAUUUUUCAUAGAAGAAUUUUUUGUGCAAAUAAUUAGGGGGAAGGAUAGCUCAGUGGUUUGAGCAUUGGCCUGCUAAACCCAGGCCUGUGAACUCAAUCCUUGAGGGGGCCACCUAGGGAUCUGGGGCAAAAAUCAGUACUUGGUCCUGCUAGUGAAGGCAGGGGGCUGGACACAAUGACCUUUCGAGGUCCCUUCCAGUUUUACGAGAUUGGUAUAUCUCCAAUUAUUACUAUUAAUAAUUUUGCCAAGCUCUGAUGGCAAGAUUGUCAAAAGGAAGGAUGUGGUCUUUGUCGGACUAGUAGAUCUUGCGGCAGGUGAGGGUGGAGCAGUGUUGAGGGGGAACCUUUGCCAGCUCACAUAUACCCUCCAAAGAGCAGAUUUCCGAGACUUGGAGGGCAGGUAACCUCUCUCUGUGGAAGUAUUGGAGCAAAACACAUUGGUGUGAAUAACUGUUGUAAAGUGCGAUGUGACGUUUCAAUAUCUUCUGUACCCUGCCAGAGAUGAUAUUGACACUAGGAUUAGAAGAACCAAACCUAUACUGUAUUCUCACGCUUUCGUUGGUGAAACAGUGUUCAGACACUAGUGACCUUGGUCAGAUCUUCAAAAACUCCGAAGUCCUGUUUCAAAAGUGAUUCAAACAAUCACUUAUGAGCUUUUGAAAAUUUUACCCAUAUACUUAAUCUGCUCUCUGCUGGGUGGAUUAUAAGGGUGGGGAGCUGAGCUAACAGCAAUAACUGCAUUUGGCUCUUCUCUUCGGCUCUGGCAGUUCACCGUGUUCCAAAUAACUUUAUCACAAGCUCUUUGGCUGUGCAGCCAGGGGGUUUUCUCAGGCUUAGAGCAAAUCUGUUUUGUAAAGUUGUAACGUGUUAACUCUCCCAGGUAUUGCUGCACAGUAUGGCAGUGUCUGCCUGUGAGUUAAUUGGCAGGGCUUGGGAGUUAACUUGUGUUAACAGGAUGGCAGAAGCAUGCGUGUGAAAAUGACUAGAACUGUGUCUGUCACAUCUCCCGAAUGGUAAAGCUGUAGUCACUUUACCAGUCUCAUAAAGGUGAAGGCAGCUCUAACCUUGAAAAUCAGAAUGAACCUGUUGACAAAUGCUCUGAAACUAUAUGGCCAUAAGGAAAAAAAACCUGUUUCUACAGAAAUCAUGUACUGUAUGCACACUAUUGUAACACGAUAUUGAAGAGAAACUCAACCUUUUUUCAUUCUACCGCUAGAAUCUUUCCUGGGGCUUGCGUGGGGUGGGGAGAUCACUUAAUAAGGUCAGUUGCUUGGCUUUGUUUUUGCAUCAUUUUCUGCAGUCAGUUCUCUCCAGUGGUGCUCUGAAUUUCCCAUCUCUAGGCAGAGAGCAGGGCACAUGCGUGGCCAGACGAGCUCCUGCUAGCUGGGUAACGACCUUCUCCACCAUCACAUUCAUAACUCCUGGGUGACCAGGUUUGUUUGUUUCUUAGCUGGGCUGCUACCAGCAAGGGGGAGAACUUGGCUCUUAAGCCGAGAUGAUGGCCCUUGCCAAGGGAAACUUGCCACAAUGAUGGCUUGAGCGCCAUCAGCCCUGACCUGGGGGAACCAUUUUCCCCAGGAGGUAGCAUUGCCCCCGCUCUUGUUGCUCAGUCGUGGGCCCUUUUGUGCGAUGUGUGUUGUCUGCAGGGGAAAAAAAAGGACGCACGUCACUGACUCAGCGCUGUUGUGUGGGACAAGAGUCCCAGAACCUACAUCAGGCUCCUAGCUCACAGCACCUUAAUGCAGUGGGAUGCAGACAACUCCCUGGCCAUCCAGUAGACCAGAGGUUCCCAAACUUUUCUUAUUGGCUACCCUCUUCCAGAUCUGCCAGCUGCCCGUAAACUCCUACUCUUCUCAGCACUGAUACUUUGUUCUUAACACUACCUGCCUUGAGCCAUCUGUCCAUAUUUCACUGUUACAUACAGCUAUAGUUAUACUGCGAUAUAGACAACCAAAAAAACCCACCCUAAGUUCUGAGCUCAGUUAGAUUGGACAGUUGCUAAGCAACUGAACCCACGCUGUACCAUGAUUGGAGGUGAGGGCUCUGUACAUCAGCAACUCUGUUCUCAUUGGUAUAUCUUGAAGUUAAAUUACCUACCGUAUUGUAUAUAACAAAUUCCCACAGAGUUUUAAAGCUUCAUCUGAGUAGCCUGGUAUGAAAAUGCAAUAGAUAAAAUCCACUGUUACACAAUUUCUCCCACGUACCCCCAGAGAUGUCUUGCGUACUCCCAGGGAGACGUGUAACGCACUUGGGGAACCCCUGGUGGUGGUGGGCUUAGUUUGGUGAUCCAAUACUGCAGUGUUGGGGUCCAUAUUAGUACUUUAUAGACUGUAAACCUGAUUUAAAGGACCCAGUAGGGAGGAUUCAGCAGCUCUGGUGGGGCAGCCAGCCAGCCAUAACUGGUGGGAAGCCCCUCUCCUCUUAGAGCUCAGACUUCAUGGGGUUUGACCUUGCAUUCCAUGGAAUUAAAUCAGUGCAGGGAUGAGGCUUUAAGAGCCUGAUCUUGUGACAUCUUACAUCCCAUGGGAGUUGCCAGUUGUGCUCACCCUCCUGUGGAAUGACACCCUGACCCUACACAUGUAGUAUACCCUGUGUGCCUGCAGAUUACACCACGACCUAACUGAAUUGUCACCUGGCAGCCCAGCUUAGAAACCAAAAAACAGCUCUGUUUUUGCCAUGCAGGUGAAAAGGGCUUGCGUGAAAUUUCCUUCCCUGCUCUGGAUGCAAAGGAGGCGCAAAGUCUUAUUAAAACAAAAAGUCCGGUAGGCUAACUGAGAAAAGGUUGACUUUCACUCGAGUCCUGUUUUUGAUAAUCAAAUAUUUUUAAAUGUGAGUAUUUUAUUGUACAGUUUGGUUGGGGAGGGGCGGGGGACGGGAGAUGCUAAACGUUUGUUCUUUUUUUAAAUGUUCUGUACUGAAGGCUUUGUGUUGUGACAGAGGUUGCAAAUAAUUAUAUGUAGCAGAGAUUUUACAAGAAGAUAUUUUUUUCCUUUUUAAAA
This is a messenger RNA of Mauremys mutica (yellowpond turtle), 7295 nucleotides long. It is a transcript of the gene ARNT, whose product is annotated as aryl hydrocarbon receptor nuclear translocator. Bases 79 to 2439 code for a protein of 786 amino acids. Gene Ontology annotation, cellular component: cytoplasm; nucleus; transcription regulator complex. Gene Ontology annotation, biological process: regulation of transcription by RNA polymerase II. Gene Ontology annotation, molecular function: RNA polymerase II cis-regulatory region sequence-specific DNA binding; DNA-binding transcription factor activity, RNA polymerase II-specific; protein dimerization activity. The record is from RefSeq and is a predicted model, not a curated record. Lineage: Eukaryota; Metazoa; Chordata; Testudines; Geoemydidae. The transcript is spliced from 22 exons.